GCUGAAAAGGUGUGCCAAUUUAUUUGUUGCAUUAAUAUUUUUGUAUAUUAUUGUCAUGCAAUAUUUUUGGUUUAAGGUAGUUUUAUGUUCUUAUUCUUUCUCUAUUUCAUAUAUAAUUAGGUUAAGGUUAAAUGUGAAUUAAUAAUUUGAUGCGUAAUAAUGACGUAAUGACGUGCACAGGAAGUCUUGUGAUACACGUAGUAAGUAGUUGGGAAGACGUGCUUUCAGUCUUUUGGACCUGCGCUGCUCAAGGAGCAACAUGUGUGCAACAGUGUGUCCGUAAAGCCUUAGCAGCUCCUGAUUUUCCGGUCAGAAGGCGCACACGUUUUUCACGGUGUUUGGUGUUGGUGUUUGGUGUACUUUGUGUCUGAAGACAUUAAAUCAUUGGAAAAAAUAAACAUCACUCUCAUUAAGCAUCAGUCGAUGCGUGGUUUAAUUCUGACCAGAAGAAGAGCGUCAGGGGCAGCUACAGUGAAAAACGUAUUCUCCGAGGGGAGUGAGAAACAUAUCCUUCGAGGGAAGUGAAACUGUCUGCAUAAAGUGAAGAAUACGUCGAGGAGAGGUGUCUCGACCGAGUGAAACGCAGCAUACACCCGACAAGAGCGUGCUCCUGCAGAAACUUCGAGGUGCAGCGUUCGAUGGAUGGAGGAAGAUUUUGCAUGGUGACUGCGAGACCGUCGAUGGAAGGAGGACAGCGUAAACACCCGCGAGAGGGAACAACAGCCGUCGGAACAACAGCCGAGGUGCAUCAGCUUUCCUGUGAAACUCCGAGGGCCUGCGUCUCCAGAGCGUUGGCUUGACGUGGUAGGCCAGCGCGUGGUCCUGCCUACUCACUCUGGCAUCUGUUCAGCGAGGCUGCGCGAGCUGCAAACCAGCGCAAGAAGACGGUGCACAGGGACAAUUCAGCUGACGAGUAAGCCUACCUUUGCAACGGAUAACAGGUCAGAUUGUAUAUUUCCAACUUGAUUUAGUUCAUUGAACUGGACAGAUUGAACUGAAUAUUUCGUGCUCCUUUGUUGGGGAAAGAAAGAAAAAAAAAGAGAGAAAAGAAAAAUGUUGCAUUUUGACAGUUUGUAAAUUGAACAGUAUGUAACUUGUUUUCUAUUUGUGAAUGUGUAAUUUCAUGACGGGUCCAUAGUUAUGGUUCAGUAGUUUACAUUACAUUUAAAGAUUUAAUAUUACACUAAGUUGCAUGCUAAGUGUUGAACAAAAUGGCAGAGGGCAAAACAGAUACAAGUGUACUAGAAGGAGUAAUUGAAGCUCUGGUAAAAGAGAAGACAGACUUAGAGGCAAAAUUAAACACUGAACUUGAAGAAUCAGAAAGACAGGGCAUUGAAGAGCGCAUAGCUGAAAUUAAUGCAGAUCUUCAAAUUCAUAACAUAGGGCUCGAACCAACACUUCAGUCUGAACAACAAUUGAGGCGAUCUGAAAGAGAGAAGCAUCCAACUGAAAAAUGGGUUCAAUACUUAAAAGAGGAGAGUUCCAAAAGGGAAAAGAAGUUCAUGUAUGCUUAUGUUAACUUUAAGGCUGAGGUUCAGUUUAUCAGGACCAAAUUAAAGCAAGAGUGCACUAAAAAGGAACUAGGCGACAUGAUUCAAUCCUUAGGUGUAUAUGAACCAAUAUUAAAGCAAGAAUAUGAUAGCUUGCGCACCAUGACCACACCAUCUCCGGACAUUAGGAGAAAAAUGGAUAGCUGCUCUUCUGUGACAACAGAAAUAGUCAAACUUCUCAAUACACGCUAUGCAGAAGCAGAUAAAGAGUUUGACCCCGACACAGUGAAAGAAUCACUCUUGAAAUUGCUCGAAAGAGAUGACGCCAAGUCAAUAUACGGCUCAACAGUGUCGAGAGCUGCAGGGGGCAGUCUGCCUGGUAGUCAGGUGUCCCAAAAGAAGGUAGAGGUGGCAGCGCGAUUGGCUUCAAAGCGUGCUGAAAUUACAAGGGAAAAAGAAAUAUCCGAACAAAGGAAAGAGGUGAUAGCCCAACAAGAGAGGUUAAAAAUGAUGGAAGAUAAGAGGGAUAUUGAGGCCAUGGAGGCUGAAUACACUGUAUAUGCUGAAGAGGAAUUCAAGUUAAAUGCUGAAAUAGGAGAAAGAGAAAUAAUCACAUUGCCUCCACGUCAGCUUCCCACGCAGCAUAACAGCACUCCACCCAUUCAGGUGCCCCAAAAUCUCUCAGGCUUGCCUAGCUCUGAAAGCAAAGUAGCCCCAACUUCACAUGAAACCUUGCUGGUUGAAGCCUUAAAACAGUCCCUGGUAAUGACUAGACUACCAGCACCAGAACCAUUCAUGUUUACAGGAGACCCACUCAAAUUUACAGAGUGGCGCACUAGUUUCAAGGCGUUAAUUGAAACAAGUUGCACAAACUCAGCGCACAGGCUCUUCUACUUGAAAAAAUACAUUAGUGGAGAAGCACUUUGUGUAUUAGAAGGCACAUUCUAUCGGAGUGACGAAGAAGCUUACACCCAGGCAUGGGAAGCCCUGAAUAAACGUUAUGGCCAUCCCUUCGUUAUUCAAAGAGCAUUCCGGGGGAAGUUGAGCAGCUGGCCUAAAAUUGGACCCAAGGAGUCUCUGAAGUUGAGAGAACUUAGUGAUUUCCUCAUCUCUUGCAAGAAUGCAAUGCCACAUGUUGCUGGUCUAACGGUGCUAGAUGAUUGUGAAGAAAACCAGAAAUUGCUGCAGAAGCUGCCUGACUGGUUAACUACCCGCUGGAAUCGGCUUGUGAGUAAAGCAUUGGAUGAAGGAAAACCAUAUCCUAACUUCGAGGAGUUUUCAAGCUUUGUGGCAAAAGAAGCAUGUAUUGCGUGCAACCCAGUCUCAUCCCUUCAUGCACUGAAACAAAUGGAUGAGAAAACUGAUAAAGAGCAGAAGCGUCCUAAGGCCAACACCUUGGUGAUGACAGCAAGGAUGCCAAGGGAAACCUCCUCUCAGAAGGGUUCAAGCUCCACAGAGGGUUCUACAGCCAGUCUGCCUGUAACUCAACCAAAAAGGCCCUUAGAAUGUGUCUGCUGCAAAGAAAAUCAUUUUAUCUACAGGUGUGAAAAAUUCGCAGCCAUGCCUCUUGAAGACAGGAAAAAGUUUGUUAUCAGCAACAACAUGUGCUUUGGGUGUCUUAGAGUCGGCCAUGUUGCCAAAAAAUGCCGAAAGAGAGCAACUUGUAACAUUUGCAAGCGGAAUCACCCAACUCCACUCCACGAGGAUUUUCCUCAAGGUAAGAAGCAAGAGGUACCAUCGCAAGAUGAAAGUUCUUCCACAAGCUUGUGCAAUGUGAGAAUGGACAGCGGUGACCGUACUUCCAUGAUUGUCCCAGUUUGGCUUUCCAGUGCGGCAAAGAAUAGCCCAGAACUCUUAGUCUAUGCAUUAUUGGACACACAAAGUAGCAGUACGUUCAUAGAUCAGGAUGUCUGCCAGAAAAUUCAAGCUCACACAGAACCUGUGAAGUUGAAACUGUCAACAAUGACUGACAAGAGUUCUAUUGUGAACUGCCACAGAGCUGUUGGACUUAGGGUGAGAGGGUAUCACUCACAAGAGAGCAUUGAGCUACCACCAACGUAUACACAGGAAUAUAUUCCGUUGGAGAGGAAUAGUAUUCCAACAAGUGAAACAGCAAAGAGGUGGGCUCAUCUUCACAGCGUGAUUGAAGAGAUGCCAAGCUUGUUGAACUGUCCAGUUGGACUCCUGGUUGGCUAUGACUGUGCAAGGGCUCUGAAACCACAGGAAGUGGUAUCUGGAGAAGAACAUGAACCCUAUGCAGUCAAGACGGCAUUAGGCUGGAGCAUAGUUGGAGCCACGGUGCCUUGCUCUAGCACAAACAAUGAGACCAGAUUCUGCCACCGUGUCUCUGUGAAGGAGCUUCCGCCCAUCACACCGGCCUCAGUGAUUAAAGCACUGGAGACUGACUUUCUUGACACAAACCCAAAAGAAAAGACAAUAUCACAGGAAGACAUUCAAUUUCUACACAUGUUGAAUGACAAGGUCAGGCACAACGACGCUGGACAUCUGGAGAUGCCACUACCAUUUAGGGCGCGUCCUCAGUUGCCAAACAAUAGGCAGCUUGCUACAGGGCGCCUGAAACAUUUAAAAAGAAAAAUGGAGAAGAAUCCUAAAUACAAAGAGGAUUACAUCAAGUUCAUGGACUGUGUGUUUAAAGAUGGGGAUGCAGAAGAAGCAAGUGUGGACCCCAAAGAAGGCAGCACAUGGUACAUUCCGCACCAUGGGGUGUAUCAUCCCAGGAAGCCUGAAAAGAUUAGGGUCGUAUUUGACUGCUCCGCCAAAUUUGAAGGCACUUCCUUGAACGACCAUCUGCUCACAGGCCCAGACUUAACGAACACUCUGACUGGAGUCCUGUGCAGAUUUCGCCAAUACAAGAUUGCAAUCAACUGCGAUGUGGAAAAAAUGUUUCAUCGUUUCCACGUCAGCCCAGAGGAUCGUGAAUACCUGCGAUUCCUUUGGUGGGACAAUGGAAAUACAGAAAGCGACCCUAAGGAGUACCACAUGCGUGUCCACAUAUUCGGCGCUGCAUCAUCGCCGGGAUGUGCUAACUAUGGCAUGAAACACCUUGCCACUGAAUAUGAGGAAGACUUACCACUGGCAGCGACCUUCCUUCGCAAGAAUUUUUAUGUGGACGAUGGGCUGGUCAGCGUCACGUCUGUUGAAAUGGCCAUCCAGCUUGUCAGUGAAGCGCGACAGAUCUGCAGCAGGGGACAGCUGCGUUUACACAAAUUCGUCUCCAACAACAGAGAAGUUUUGGAUGCAAUACCAGAGAGUGAACGUGCCAGUGCUGUCCAAGAUGUAGACCUGAAUUACAGUGAGCUUCCGACACAGAGUGUACUUGGCAUAAGAUGGAACAUUGAGCUGGAUACAUUUGCAUUCAAUGUCGUCCUCACAGAAAAGGCAGCCACACGGAGGGGAAUCUUAUCAACAGUAGCCAGUGUUUACGACCCACUGGGAUUUCUAGCUCCCUACCUCUUGAACGGUAAAAGAGUGCUGCAAGAGAUGUGCAGACAGGGCGUGGGAUGGGAUGAACCCAUUCCCCCUGAACUGAAGCCAAAAUGGGAAGCAUGGCUCCAAGACUUACAGAGUCUUCAAAAAAUUGAAAUUCCAAGAUGCUUCAUCCCUGAAACCCUCGGCACAGUCAGAAAAAUUGAGCUGCAUCAUUUCUCAGAUGCCAGCACUAAUGGCUAUGGCCAAUGCUCAUACAUUAGAGUUGUUGCAGAUGAGAAAGUGCACUGUGCAUUAGUCAUGGGUAAGGCCAGAGUGGCACCCAUAAGGGUUACCAGCAUUCCCCGCCUUGAGCUCACAGCAGCAACAGUCUCUGCUGCUGUUAGUAACACCCUCAGAGAAGAGCUGGAGCUGGAAAUAGAUCGAGAGUUUUUCUGGACCGAUUCACAGGUAGUGCUCGGUUACAUAAAAAACGAAGCCAGACGCUUCCAUGUAUUUGUAGCCAACCGCGUUCAGAAGAUAAGAGACACAACUGAUCCUAGUCAAUGGUUCUAUGUUGAGACGGGUAAGAAUCCAGCAGACCAUGCGUCACGGGGACUCAAGGUGGCAGAGCUGCUAGACUCAAGUUGGCUGAGAGGACCAGAUUUCUUGUGGCAACAAGAACUUGUCACAGACCAAAGAACACCAGAACUUCUUGUGGGCGACCCUGAGGUGAAGGUCUUGAGAACUGACGUGGUUGAACAAGAAAACUUCCUGAAAAGAAUCUCAAGGUUCUCAGAUUGGAACACAGCUCUCAACGUGACUGUGCGAAUCCAAAGACUGGCACAUAAAGACAGAACCGGUCCCAUCAGUGUUGAGGAACGAAGAAAAGCUGGUCUUGUGCUAGUCAGAGCAGCACAGAGAGAGGCCUUUGAAGAAGAACUCAAAUGGUUCAGCCAAGGGUCAUCAAUAUUGCCAAAGACUCACAAGAUGCAUCAACUUGAUCCAAUAUUUCAAGAUGGAUUGCUCAGGGUAGGAGGCAGACUAAGAAUGUCUUCUGCAUCCCUGGAGUUGAAGCAUCCAGUGAUCUUACCUAGGGAAGGCAUUGUCACCCAGCUCAUUCUUGACCACUGUCACAAGAAGACGCAGCACCAAGGCCGAGGUCAGACGUUGAAUGAGCUCAGAGCCAAUGGUUAUUGGAUAUUAGGUGCUAGCAAGAUAGUGGCCAAGCAUAUCAAAUACUGUGUCACUUGCAGAAAGGUGCGUGGUUCGGCAGAGCAACAACGUAUGGCGGACCUACCCAGUGACCGAGUCGAUCCCUCGCCUCCGUUUUCAUACACAGGGAUUGAUUGCUUCGGCCCUUUUUAUACCAAACAGGGUCGUAAAGAAUUCAAGAGAUACGGUCUAUUGAUUACCUGCUUGAGCUCCAGAGCCAUCCACAUAGAAAUGUUGGAGGAUCUCUCAACAGACGCGUUCUUGAAUGCUUUGAGGUGCUUCAUAGCUCUUAGAGGAGCAGUAAGACAGAUCCGCUCUGAUCAGGGGACCAAUUUCCUUGGAGCUAAGAACGAAUUGAAGAAGGGUCUGAAGGAUCUAGACAAAGAGAGGAUUGCAACUUACCUUGCAAGAAAGCAGUGUGAUUUCCUCAUGAACGUUCCUGAUGCAAGCCACAUGGGUGGGAUUUGGGAACGCCAAAUUCGGACUGUCAGGAGCGUCAUGAGCACUGUUUUGGCACAAGCCAAGGGAAGACUUGAUGACACGUCAUUGAGGACAUUUUUCUAUGAGGCUAUGUCAAUCGUAAACAGUCGUCCGCUCACCACGAAUACCAUCAGUGAUCCGAAGAGUCUUGAACCUCUAACUCCGAAUCAGUUGCUCACCAUGAAAGCUGUUGUGCCACUCCCACCACCAGGCAGUUUUGUGAGAGAAGACUUGUAUGCCAGGAAAAGGUGGAGGAGAGUGCAAUACCUAACGGAGCAAUUCUGGAGUAGGUGGCAAAAAGAGUACCUGUCUAACCUAAGCCUCAGACAACAAUGGCAUGUGCCCAGAAGAAAUGUGAAAGUGGGGGACGUUGUCAUUGUCAAGGAGGAUAAUGUUCCGAGAAAUGAAUGGAGACUUGCCAGAGUUGUGGAAGCAAGACAGGAGGAUGAUGGUCUGGUGCGCAAGGUUAAAAUCCAGAUAGCACAAAGUAAAUUAGGAAAGCGAGGUGAACGCUUAACUCAACCAACCUUUCUAGAAAGACCAGUUCAAAAACUAGUAGUACUAGUUGAACAUUAUUAGACAAGUAUCAAAAAGCACUUUAAGCAUGCUGAUCUUUAGUGUUUAAGAUCUUACACAAGAAUAAGUGGGAAAGUGGUUUUCUUAUCUUAGGGAAAAUUCCGAGAUUUAAUUCCAAGUUUCAAAAAUGAGUAACAUAAAUCUCUGGAUUUUGGUGGCAGUGUAGCUGUCGCUGAAAAGGUGUGCCAAUUUAUUUGUUGCAUUAAUAUUUUUGUAUAUUAUUGUCAUGCAAUAUUUUUGGUUUAAGGUAGUUUUAUGUUCUUAUUCUUUCUCUAUUUCAUAUAUAAUUAGGUUAAGGUUAAAUGUGAAUUAAUAAUUUGAUGCGUAAUAAUGACGUAAUGACGUGCACAGGAAGUCUUGUGAUACACGUAGUAAGUAGUUGGGAAGACGUGCUUUCAGUCUUUUGGACCUGCGCUGCUCAAGGAGCAACAUGUGUGCAACAGUGUGUCCGUAAAGCCUUAGCAGCUCCUGAUUUUCCGGUCAGAAGGCGCACACGGUAUGAAAACUGUUUUUUCUGUACAUUUUAUAUUUAAAUAGUCUGUAAGAUUUAAUAUUUAAGUUUCAUGAAGGCCACAUGGAUAUUCACGGACUGUAAAAGAUAUUGGCCUAAGAUAUUCAUUUGUUUGGAAGAUGACGAUGUUAAGACUGUUAUAUUUAUUUCAUUUCAGUUUUUCACGGUGUUUGGUGUUGGUGU
Messenger RNA from Eleginops maclovinus (Patagonian blennie), 7881 nucleotides. RefSeq lists its product as uncharacterized. The coding region runs from base 1212 to 7190 and encodes 1992 amino acids. NCBI's taxonomy places the organism in Eukaryota, Metazoa, Chordata, Actinopteri, Perciformes, Eleginopidae. Gene Ontology annotation, molecular function: nucleic acid binding; zinc ion binding. Gene Ontology annotation, biological process: DNA integration. The transcript is spliced from 2 exons. The record is from RefSeq and is a predicted model, not a curated record.